Molecule: messenger RNA, 1274 nt
Organism: Raphanus sativus (radish)
Lineage: Eukaryota; Viridiplantae; Streptophyta; Magnoliopsida; Brassicales; Brassicaceae
Product: dehydration-responsive element-binding protein 1B-like
Exons: 1
Coding region: 319-1086 (255 amino acids)
Biological process (GO): regulation of DNA-templated transcription
Molecular function (GO): DNA-binding transcription factor activity; DNA binding
Source: RefSeq, a predicted model, not a curated record
CGUGGCAUGCUAUGAGUGAAUGAAAACAACGCAUUCAAACAAACCGUGGGAUCACUUUAGCUGUGUCCUGUCCACUUGUCACUCCCAGAGCCAAAAACACCGCGUUCUUCUCUAAAAACCAGCCCCACCCAUUCCGAAAUAUCUCAUGCCAAUAUAAGCACCAACUCUCGCUCCACUUUUCUCAAACUACAAAACUUUUAACUUCACCUGAAAAGAAGAUAAAAGAGAGAGAAAAUAAAUAUCUUAUCAAACCAGACAGAACAGAGAUCUUGUUACUUACUAGACUACACUCAGCCUUAUCCAGUUUUUCUUCCAACGAUGGACUCAAUCUCUACUUUUUCUGAACUGCUUGGCUCCGAGAACGAGUCUCCGGUUACUACGGUAGUAGGAGGUGAUUAUUUUCCCAGGUUGGCGGCAAGCUGUCCGAAGAAGCCAGCGGGUAGGAAGAAGUUUCAGGAGACACGUCACCCCAUUUACCGCGGAGUUCGUUUAAGAAAGUCAGGUAAGUGGGUGUGUGAAGUGAGGGAACCAAACAAGAAAUCUAGGAUUUGGCUCGGAACUUUCAAAACCGCUGAGAUCGCUGCUCGUGCUCACGACGUUGCUGCCUUAGCCCUUCGAGGAAGAGGCGCCUGCCUCAACUUCGCCGACUCGGCUUGGCGGCUCCGUAUCCCGGAGACAACCUGCGCCAAGGAUAUCCAGAAGGCUGCUGCUGAAGCUGCAUUGGCUUUUGAGGCCGAGAAGAGUGAUCAUGGCAUGAACAUGAAGGAUACUACGGCGGUGGCUUCUCAGGUUGAGGUGAAUGACACGACGACGGACCAUGGCGUGGACAUGGAGGAGACGUUGGUGGAGGCUGUUUUUACGGAGGAACAGAGAGAAGGGUUUUACAUGACGGAGGAGACGAGGGUGGAGGGUGUUGUUACGGAGGAACAGAACAAUUGGUUUUACAUGGACGAGGAGUGGAUGUUUGGGAUGCCGACGUUGUUGGUUGAUAUGGCGGAAGGGAUGCUUUUACCGCGACCGUCCGUACAAUCGGGACACUACGAUGACUUCGAAGGAGAUGUUGACAUGAACCUUUGGAGUUACUAAUAUUCGUAUUUUUUUUUAUUUUUUUUUUAAUUCUUCUGUGUGAUGAUAUUUUACUAUAAAAAUUAGGAUUCUGCCUUUAUUUUUUUGUGGGGAUCUUUAUUUUUAUUUUUGAAGUUUGGGAAACGAGUGUAAAUGUUUCGCCAUUUGCUGAGUUUUUUUUUGUGUGCAGCAUAAUCAUCUUGGUUUCC